Molecule: messenger RNA, 809 nt
Organism: Aethina tumida (small hive beetle)
Lineage: Eukaryota; Metazoa; Arthropoda; Insecta; Coleoptera; Nitidulidae
Product: transmembrane protein 50B
Exons: 4
Coding region: 62-535 (157 amino acids)
Biological process (GO): late endosome to vacuole transport via multivesicular body sorting pathway; protein targeting to vacuole
Source: RefSeq, a predicted model, not a curated record
UCUGUCAAAUUUACUAAGUUGUGUUUGUUUUCCCAAAUAUUUCGUCAAAUUUCACUUGAAAAUGGGCAUUCCCAAUUGCUUGGAAAACAUAAACAUACCGUCGUGUGUGUGGUUCGAGGGUGGCGACAAACGUAACGCCUAUGCGUCGAUGUUGUCCGGUUUAUUGUUCUUCGCAGGAUGGUGGACUAUAAUUGAUGCAGCCAGUGUAAAUAGUGGUAAAGUAUUAGCUGGACAUCACAUGUGUGGAGUGUUUGGUACACUGUCUUUGAUUAUGGUUAAUUCAGUGUCCAAUGCUCAGAUUCGCGAUAAUGCGUACGGGGACAGAUGUCUGGGACCAAAGGAAGCUAGGAUUUGGUUGUUCUUAGGAUUUGUUAUGGGAUUUGCCUCUGUCAUUGCCUCCUGUUGGAUUCUGUUUGCAGAGUUUAUCAACUCUGAUAACAGAUGGCCAGGUGUUGCAUUGUUCUUACAAAAUGCUCUAAUCUUUAUUGCAUCAAUCAUAUACAAAUUUGGAAGAUCUGAAGACUUGUGGGGUUAAAGGCAUAAAUGUGAUAAUUAAUACACAGUUUUAACAAUGUUUAUAGGUUGUAAUAAUAUAUUUAUUAAGUCAUUAAUUUAGGAAAUAAGUUUUCACCAGAACUUCAUUUAGUUGUAUCAUAAGCAAGUAAUAUCUGAUUGGAAGAGUGUUUCAGUUUAAAAACAUUUUAAAGUAUGACAAUGUGAUUAAAGCUGAAAAGCAAGUUCAAAUUAACAGUUUAGUGAUGAAAUAAGCCUUAAUUUUAUUUAAUAUUAUUUAAAUAUUUUUAAAAGUA